GAGCCUUUUACCACGUGAAUGUAUGAGCGUGAUGGUGUAUUGUAAAUGAGAUAGCUUUUUUUCUCGCAAAGUUGUGUUUGAUAUUUAAAUAGUGUUAUUUUGCAACAUAGGCACAACAUUUAAGGGUGAAGCGUUGACGCCAUGGCCACUUUUCGGAAGAAGGUGGACAAUCGUAUUCGUGUCCAGAUAGAAAACGGUGUCGCACAACAUUAUCGAUCUAUGUUUGUUAUUGUUGGUGAUCGCGGAAGAGAUCAGGUUGUCAUUCUGCAUCACAUGCUGUCUAAAGCUACAGUCCGAGCCCGGCCAUCAGUCUUAUGGUGCUACAAAAAGGAGCUUGGAUUUAGCAGUAAUCGUAAGAAGAGGAUGCGGCAGCUGCAGAAGAAGAUCAAAACGGGAACAUUGAAUCUAAAACAGGAUGAUCCCUUUGAGCUCUUUGUUGCUGCAACCAACAUCCGCUACUGUUACUACAAUGAAACUCACAAGAUCUUGGGAAACACAUAUGGCAUGUGUGUUCUGCAGGACUUUGAAGCUCUCACUCCUAACCUUUUAGCUCGAACCGUAGAGACAGUGGAAGGUGGAGGCAUUGUGGUCAUUCUUCUGAGGACUGUGAACUCACUGAAACAGCUGUAUACAAUGACAAUGGAUGUUCAUUCGCGAUAUCGGACAGAGGCUCACCAGGAUGUUGUUGGAAGGUUCAAUGAAAGAUUCAUCCUGUCUCUCGCCUCCUGUAAAACAUGUGUUGUUAUUGAUGACCAACUCAAUAUUCUGCCAAUCUCCAGUCAUAUUACCAACAUCAAACCUCUACCCCCUAAAACACAGGAUGAUGGACUGUCUCCACGGGAACAAGAGCUGAAGGACCUAAAGGAGUCUUUACAAGACACACAGCCAGUUGGUGUUCUCGUGGACAGCUGCAAAACUAUGGACCAGGCCAAAGCAGUGCUGAAGUUCAUAGAGGCCAUUUCAGAGAAGACCUUACGCAGUACUGUAGCUCUCACUGCUGCCCGUGGUCGAGGCAAGUCUGCUGCGCUGGGAUUGGCUAUAGCCGGUGCUGUUGCAUUUGGCUAUUCCAAUAUUUUUGUCACAUCACCCAGCCCGGACAAUCUGCACACACUGUUUGAGUUCAUAUUUAAAGGUUUUGACGCCCUCCAGUAUCAGGAACAUAUGGACUAUGAAAUAAUCCAGUCUUUGAACCCAGAGUUUAACAAAGCCGUGGUCCGUGUUAACAUCUUCAGGGAACACCGACAGACCAUUCAGUACAUCCACCCUGCUGAUGCUGUGAAGUUAGGCCAGGCAGAGCUGCUAGUCAUUGAUGAGGCUGCUGCUAUCCCCCUGCCUUUAGUGAAGAAACUACUGGGGCCUUACCUUGUGUUUAUGGCAUCUACAAUUAAUGGCUAUGAGGGGACAGGACGCUCUCUGUCUCUUAAACUCAUUCAGCAGUUGAGGCAACAAAGUGCAGACAGCCAGCAGAACCUCUCUGCUGAGAACAGAAACACCAGCACGGCCAAACUGGCAGCAGCACGAACCCUCCAUGAGGUGACCCUCCACGAGUCUAUCCGCUAUGGCCAAGGGGACCACGUGGAGAAAUGGUUAAAUGAAGUGCUAUGUUUGGACUGUCUGAGUGUACCACGCAUCAUUUCCGGCUGCCCCUUACCCCAGACGUGUGACCUUUACUAUGUGAAUCGAGACACAUUGUUCUGUUACCACAAAGCCUCUGAGACCUUUCUUCAGCGCCUAAUGGCACUCUAUGUAGCAUCACACUACAAGAACUCGCCCAAUGACCUUCAGAUGCUCUCAGAUGCUCCGGCUCACCAUAUGUUCUGUCUGCUUCCUCCUGUUCCACCCACACAGAACUCUCUCCCAGAAGUCUUAGCAGUUGUGCAGGUUUGUCUAGAAGGAGAUAUCUCCCGCCAGUCCAUCCUCAGCAGCUUGUCCAGAGGAAAGAAAGCUUCAGGUGACCUCAUUCCCUGGACUGUUUCAGAACAGUUUCAAGACCCUGAGUUUGGAGGACUUUCAGGGGGCAGGAUUGUCCGUAUUGCAGUGAAUCCUGAUUAUCAGGGGAUGGGUUACGGCAGCCGUGCGUUGGAACUGCUGCAGCGAUACUAUGAGGGUCAGUUUCCUCUUUUGGAUGAGAAAGAACAGACAGCAGCCAAUACGAUCACAUCCGUGAGCAGUGAGACUGUCAGUCUCCUGGAGGAGGUGGUGUCACCAAGAAAAGAUCUGCCACCAUUGCUGUUGAAGCUGAACGAGAGGAGAGCCGAAAGGCUGGACUACCUGGGGGUGUCGUAUGGUCUCACUUCUCAGCUGUUAAAAUUCUGGAAAAAGGCUGGAUUUGUUCCGGUUUAUUUAAGACAGACUCCGAAUGACCUGACGGGGGAGCACUCAUGCGUUAUGCUGAAGGAGCUUAAUACAGAGUCGACAACAGAGCAGGGCCAGUGGCAAUCUGCCUUCUGGAAAGAUUUCCGACGGAGGUUCAUCUCCCUGCUCUCCUUCCAGUUCAGCAAUUUUGACCCGACACUGGCUCUCAGCAUAUUGCAGAAUAAGAGCGCCAAGGAUGAUAGUCCAGCAGGACUCACCAGUGCAGAGCUAGCUGCCCAGUUCACUCCAUACGACCUAAAGCGUUUGGAGAUGUAUUCAAGAAACAUGGUGGACUAUCAUCUCAUAAUGGACAUGAUUCCUGUUAUUGCUCGCAUGUAUUUCCUCAAACAGCUGGGAGACAUCACAUUAUCUGUUGCCCAGUGUGCUCUACUAUUGGGAGUUGGGCUUCAACACAAGACUGUAGAUGAGCUUGAGAAAAAGAUUGACUUGCCUUGUUCUCAGCUUAUGGGCUUGUUCAACCGUAUCAUCCGUAAAGUGGUGCAGUUCUUCAACACUCUUCAGGAAAAGGCAGUUGAGGCAGAGAUGGUGGCCACCAAAGACAUAAGCAUGGAACCAACUGCACAGACACUAAAUGAAGAUCUGAAUGAGGCUGCCAAAGAGUUUCAAGAGAGGCACGAAAAGGACAUGGAGAAGGUUAAAGACAUGGAUCUUUCACAGUACAUGAUCCGAGGAGAUGAUGAGGAGUGGGACCAAGUGUUGAAGAAAGCAGGACAAACGGCUAUUGUUAGCAUAAAAAGUGACAAGAAAAGGAAACUGGAAGACACAAAUCAGAAAGAACAAUGGCAAGACAAGAAGAUAAAGAAAAAUAAGGACAAGAAGAGCAAAUUUGGAAGGAAAACAUAAAAGAAAUGGACUCCCAAUUUCAAAUGAAAUAUUUUUUGUCACUCCAUCUGGAUUUCAUCCUAGAAGUCAGUCCAUCAGAAUGAAUCCAAUGACCCAGUUGACUGAGAAUGUUAUGAUUUUAGAAACAUGACCAAUAUACCUUAUUCACAGUAGCUGCAUUUUGGAUGUUUUCACAUGAAUGAAAACGAGGCUGUGAGCGAAAGGCGUCAGUCAGUCUUUUCAAUGGUAUGCACUGAAUAAAGCUCCUAGAUCACAUCACAUUUUAUUUUAGGUUUUCUUUAUGCUAAAAUUUCUUGAAAUUUUGAAGUUUUUUUAUUUUUUACAUCUGCUUCAAACAACAGUACAGCCCAUUAAAAGAUUGUAUGUCUAUCCCUCACAGACUGAUUGUCAUUCCCAUCAAAAAUUAAAGAUGGCGUGAUAAAAUAAUGUUCAGUGUUUUUUUUUAUUAUAAUUUUUUUCCAUCAGUGAAAGCCCUAAAAGUUGUAUAGAAUUUUUCAUGUAACCAUACUUCCGUCUCUAUUUUGAAUUAACAUGUUUAAAUCAAUAUAUAUUCAAGGCAACCUGAUUAAUCGUGAUCUCGUGAUACAUGACUUGCUUUCAAAAUGUACUUGUCAACGUUUUGAAAAUGAAGGUUGCAUUGUUUGCUAAACUUGAGUGAAAUUACUUU
Molecule: messenger RNA, 3886 nt
Organism: Xyrauchen texanus (razorback sucker)
Lineage: Eukaryota; Metazoa; Chordata; Actinopteri; Cypriniformes; Catostomidae
Gene: nat10
Product: N-acetyltransferase 10
Biological process (GO): rRNA acetylation involved in maturation of SSU-rRNA
Cellular component (GO): 90S preribosome; nucleolus
Molecular function (GO): ATP binding; 18S rRNA cytidine N-acetyltransferase activity; tRNA binding
Source: RefSeq, a predicted model, not a curated record